CUCGAAACACAAGUGUCACGCAGAAUGUUGCACAAUGUACACGAUGUCGCAUGCGCAGCUGAGCUCAAGCUUCUAUCUUGUGAGGACAGACUACUGUAACUGCUGGUUGUUCCGAGGAUGUUGAGAAUCAGAGGACUCAAAUGGCAUGUGUUGUCAUGGGGCAUCCUGCGAUCAACAACAAGAGAAAUAACUAAACUUUCACGUCAUAUGCCGAAGGCCAUGUCCCCGUCAUGUAGAGCUCUCAAAAAGACCCAGUCCCUCUUUAGAACAUCAGCUCAAUGUUUCCCUCCACCACACUACCGUCUACCACCUUUAUUUGGAGAACAUAGAGCUUUUUACUCUCAAGACUCCUCUAAAACUACAAACUCCGGGUCCAUCAAGCUGCGUACACGUUUGGUUGUGACGCUGCUUUUCGGAGGUGGUCUUAUUGGUACCUGGUGGUAUGUGUACCGGGAGAAAGAACAGAGGAUCCAGAUGCAGAGACUGGAGCAGUUGAGGAAAGUGGCUGUUGGACAGGGAGACUACCAUCUUUUGGAUCACACAGGACAGCGCAGGAGCAAACGCGACUUCCUGGGCCAAUGGGUUCUCUUGUACUUUGGCUUCACCCACUGCCCAGAUAUAUGCCCUGACGAGCUGGAUAAAAUGACCAAUGUGGUGCAUAUUCUGGAUAAAGACCCUAGCCUGCCCCCUGUCCAGCCACUUUUUAUCACUGUUGACCCUGAGAGAGAUGACGUGGCUGCUAUGGCCAAGUACGUGAAAGAUUUCCAUCCACGGCUGGUUGGAUUGACGGGCACUGCGGAGGAAGUGAAGCAUGCAGGACGGGAUUAUAGGGUCUAUGCCAGCGCUGGUCCUAAAGAUGAUGAUGGUGAUUACAUUGUGGACCACACCAUCCUCAUCUACCUGGUAAAUCCAGAUGGACUCUUCCUGGACUACUACAAUAGAAUGAAAAAUGAUGCCCAGAUCGCUGAGAGUAUACGCAAUCACAUGAAAAAAUAUGUUAAAUUAUUUCCAGAUUAAGCUGAGGGGAAAUAUGCAUUUGCACAAUAAAGCUCUAUUUCACAAGAAUGA
This is a messenger RNA of Pimephales promelas (fathead minnow), 1068 nucleotides long. It is a transcript of the gene sco2, whose product is annotated as synthesis of cytochrome C oxidase 2. The record is from RefSeq and is a predicted model, not a curated record. Gene Ontology annotation, biological process: mitochondrial respiratory chain complex IV assembly; intracellular copper ion homeostasis. Gene Ontology annotation, cellular component: mitochondrial inner membrane. Gene Ontology annotation, molecular function: copper ion binding; copper chaperone activity. Lineage: Eukaryota; Metazoa; Chordata; Actinopteri; Cypriniformes; Leuciscidae.